AUUUGAAAACGAGUGGUAAAAAAUUGAGUUAAAAUGAAUCCACAUGAGAAUUCUAAAAUAAUGUCUACCAUUGAGCACUUGAAAAGACUGAUGAUUGCCGAGGGUCAGAUGAUGCCAGGUCAAGGCAAGAUUCAGGUGCAGGAGAGGAACAACUUUGACUGUCAGUCGCAGUUGUUGGCAAGAAGCAACUUAAUGGAUUGGUACGCUUAUCAAUCUUUAGAGGCAAGAGCCCAAUUCUUAGCACUUGAUGAUGACCCCUUCUCUGUCAGCAAUCGAUUGUGCUAUCCGAAAUUGCCACAGCCCUCGAAUGUGGAAACCAAACCAAUGUUCAGCAACUGGAAAAGCUAUCAGGAUUUUGAUCAAGCCAAUCAGCACGGGCAGGCGGACACGGAGGCUGAGAUGUGGCAGCUCUUGGGCAAAAAUAUUUGCCAGUGGAUAAUGCAAUCAAAUGGUCAACCUUUGGUCUCCCAGCGAGCGCUGACCAAAAUGUCUGGUGUGGAGAUUGCCUGCGUCCUGUUGGCUGCUCAUUUGCUCAAGCAUCGCCAGGAUCCCAAGGAGAACUGCAUGUUGACCCAUUACAAUUGCAAUGAGUUGCGCAGCUAUGUGAUGAAGAGCGAUGAGUUGCAGGAUGUGUUAAAUCGUUGCAAGCAACGGGAAUGCCUAACCUCAUUCUACAAUGUGAUACCACAUCGGGAUGCGCCUAUACCCAGUAUGUUGCCAUUGCCGCCAUUACAUUGGCUGCUGCCCAAGGAGUCGAAGCGUGAAGAUGCGCGCUUUCGCCGACAGAAGCGCGAACAGGAGCAGAAACAGGAGCGGGAACGGGAGCGGGAGCGGGAGCAGCUGCUUCUUCUGCAAAAGAAGUUGCAAGUGCAAGCGGAAGCGGAAGCGGAAACAGCUGAAACCGAAUCUCGACCACAACCGAUGCCAAAGCCAAAGCUGAAGCCAUGGCAAUAUCAUCCUAAGCGAUACUCAAGACAACAAUCGCAAUCGAAUGGAAAUGGUGGAAGGAAGCGCAUUAAUCCCAAUCAUGUGCUGACCGAGGUGUGGCAUCCAUCCACAGCCAGCAAUAACUACAAACUGUACAAUCAUUAAAGAUGCCACAUGCCUCUUGCCACAUGCCACUUGCCUCUGCCACUUGCAGUUGCUACAAGUGCGCAGUGUUUUUUUUUAGUUCACCAUUUUAA
Drosophila innubila is the source of this 1184-nucleotide messenger RNA. RefSeq lists its product as uncharacterized. NCBI's taxonomy places the organism in Eukaryota, Metazoa, Arthropoda, Insecta, Diptera, Drosophilidae. The record is from RefSeq and is a predicted model, not a curated record. The transcript is spliced from 3 exons. The coding region runs from base 34 to 1092 and encodes 352 amino acids.